ACGUGUGAGCGAGCAGCUCGGCUACACACCAGCCUGUUAAACUAUGAAUUAAACACGCUACAGUCCGGGCUGGCGGACAGAGAUUCAGCCUCAGACACAGAAAACACGAAGUUUGACAUUAUAUAAACAUUAACGUGAGCGCUGACGUCACUUCAGAGCUGCUCGCUGCUCGCUGAGCGUCAUGCGGGACCUCUGCUGUCCGCAGCGCCGCACCGCCUUCAAACACCGCAAAUGACUCGGAGCACUCAAGUUCUCCCGCAAAGAGGAAAACGCGUGAGAGACUUUCAAUGUUUCUGUCUUCACGUUGAUGUUCGGAGAAGAAACACUGAGCAGGAGAUUUAACUGAGACUUAAAAGGAGGGAUCUUGGCUCCUGCAGCCAUUUCCCCUGCAGGGCUGAGCUCUUUGGCUGGCUUGCCACUUCCUUAGCAGAGGGGCUGCUGGCAGGGGCAACAACGAGGUCAUGAAGCCUCAAGAGGCCGAGCUCGUCACUGAAAUCUCCAAGUUACAAUGCAUGGUCUCGGAGCUGAAGACGGGCUUCACCAGCGCCCUGCUGGAGCUCAGUCAGAUCCAACACGGAGACACGCACCUGAGGGAGGAGCUGGAGGAGAACAGGAAGAGCUGCCAGAAGAAAGCUCUUCGUCUGGAGGCCCUGGUGGAGUCGCUGAGGGAAGAACUCGGGGUGAUGCGGUGUCAGAUCCUGCAGCUGUACAGUAACAGACAGAGACCUCUGCAGGAUGCAAAGAGCUCCACGUCCAAACAGAGAGAAAGGGAGACGUGUUGUUAUCUGUCGUGCAGCAGCGAUCCAGCCGAGCCGGCCUGUGAACCGAGGCAGUGCGACUGUUCGUCUGCUCCACCGGCCUGUUUGUCCAGAGGAAAACUUCUCCUCCACUGUUUCCUGCAGGGCCUCAAAGCCGGACUGAACGAAGGCACAGAUGCUCGACAUCAGGUGGCGAUGCAGCUUCUGCACUCUGAGUGGGAGUACGUGUCGACCUUAAACCAGCUGUUUGAUAAAUACAAGACGCCGCCUGCUCACCUGAUGACCGCCGAGCCAUAUCAGACGUAUCUGAAGUUUGUGGAGCAGCUGCUGCAGCGACACCUCCUCUUCAGAAACACCCUGCAGGAGCGGCUGUCUGCCGAACACUGGAAGUCUCUGGUCGGAGACAUCCUGGUGCAGCUCAUCGGCCAAAACGACACCGCCUUCUCGGACAUGUAUCUCGGAUACACGACUACUCUGGCGUCGUUCCUCUCACUGGAGUUCAACAGACUCAACCAUCCUGAGAAAAGUCACAAAACGCAGAACGGCCAGAUGGAGAGAGAGGAAAUGAAACUGCUCUCCCUGCUGCUGGCGCCGGUCUCUCGCAUACACAGCUACCUGAGCCACAUUCAGAACUUGCUGCAGUGGACGGGUAAAGAGCAUCCUGACUGCAGCCUCCUGCUGGGAACUGAGCGAGCGCUGAGGAGCGUUUUGUGCCGCUGCCACGUGAUCCUGGAGGAAGACGUCCGGUGGGAGGAGGAGGAGGAGGAAGAAGAAGCCGGGCAGAGCUGCUCGGACGCGGUGGUCGUGGCCUCUGGAUCUUCUGCAAACUGUUGCAGGAGGAACCAACACACCAGAGGAGAGUGUCAGCAGGGGUCCAACGCUGCAGCUCAGAGAGACGACCAGCAGGCUGUCGGCCUCACUAACGGGGUGGACGGCUGUCACUCGAUGCGUCUCGAGUGCUGGUCCUGCAGCCCAGUGAGGAGGAAGGGAUGUGGAAGAGAUCGGAUCAUCCCGAACCAGCCGGCCCGCGACUGUGGACACACCUACUGCUCCCUCCUCACUCCCGACACAGCCGGAUGGGGAGAGAACAGCGACUCGGGUCAGGGCACCUUCAGCCAUCCCACCGGGAAAGGCACCAACGACCUGGAGGGACCUCGCACUGACCACAGCCUGGACGACUGCGAGACAGACCCAGACGACACCUCGGCCUUCGACUACUCCUCCGUCACCUCCUGCAGCCCUGACGGCACCCUGCGCAGGGAGAUGAUGGGCAGCAACAGCGGGGAGGACGAAGAGGAGGACAGCCAGGUGCCGGUGCUGUUAAAGCCCUCGUACAGCCAGCAGCAGCAGCAGCAGGCGCCCAGAGAGAGGACGGUGUGCCUGAGGUGGCAGAUUCCCAGACUGACCCCUCACCCUCCUCUCAGGAACCCCGCAGGGCCGUGCGUCGACCCGCCCAAGCCGUGCCUCGUCAACUCGUACGGGAAGAGGCUGGUCAGCGUCAGGAAGGGGUCGCCGCCUCUGCAUCCAAAAAGUGCCUUCAGGCCCAUCUGGGAUGAUCCGGCCAAACAGGCCGACGCAGCUCCAGAGAAAGACAACAGACAAGGCUUCAUACCGAUUCAAGCUCCAGCCAGGCAAAGCUUUCAGAACUUCAACCCGAGCAGAGAAAACCUGAGACCAGGUCUGCCUCAGCAGCGAGGUAACCACGCAGCGGCCAUGAGCGGUGGAGGAUUGUGGGACGACAGCGAGGACAGCGAGGGACCCUGCAGCACCGUUUGACCUCCCCGCGGAGACAAGAGGACGAUUAGGACGCAGAACUUUAGUUACAGUUACAAGCUGAGCUUUGACAGCAGAGUAAAUGCAUGAAUGACGAAUCAACGAUCCUGAAAGGAAGAAUUAUUAUUAUUAUUAUUUCUGUUGAAUCUGUACAGGAUUAUGUUUCACAUGUGGG
Molecule: messenger RNA, 2706 nt
Organism: Larimichthys crocea (large yellow croaker)
Lineage: Eukaryota; Metazoa; Chordata; Actinopteri; Sciaenidae
Exons: 16
Coding region: 462-2534 (690 amino acids)
Molecular function (GO): guanyl-nucleotide exchange factor activity
Source: RefSeq, a predicted model, not a curated record